This is a messenger RNA of Cadophora gregata, 1376 nucleotides long. RefSeq lists its product as uncharacterized. The coding region runs from base 207 to 1376 and encodes 389 amino acids. The transcript is spliced from 2 exons. Lineage: Eukaryota; Fungi; Ascomycota; Leotiomycetes; Helotiales; Ploettnerulaceae. The record is from RefSeq and is a predicted model, not a curated record.
GCCUGCCUCGCUCUAGGCCGAACCUAUCGCUGAAUAGGCUCAACCAAACUUUUCAAAGUAUGGGACAACGAUGACAUAAUGCGCAAACACUUCAAUUUAGCUUUGCUUUGAUCCGAGACCGCAAGAAUCAAGAUUCUUCGCGCGACGUUCUUCCCAACCCCACGACAUCUAUACAUACCCAAGCCGUUUUGAUCACAAUCAGCGCAAUGUCCAGCAGCGACUCCGACUCCUGGAGCAUCAUCUCAGGAGGCUGGUCUGACAAUGAGAGCAACAAGUCGGAUGAUGAAGGGUUCACAAGGGUAAAUUCUGACGCCAACAGUCGGAGAAAUUUUCAAGCUCCGAGCCCAGCAAGGAAGGAGCUGGCUCCACGAGCACUGCUCUCAGAAGAUGAGUCGAACACAGAACAACAAUCAACUCCAAAGAAGUCUCCAAGAAUCAUCGAGGGCUCUUUGAAUCAAGCAUUCCCGCCAUCUACUGCUGCUUUGAGCACUGCCAAUCCAAGCUCUAGCAUUAUUCAGAGUUCCAAUGGAGACUCGCAAGUCGAUAGUCUUAAGAGAAAGUAUGGUCGAGGCUUCGUGGUCCCGCUUUGGCAGGACAUGGACCCCCAGAAACGAAAAUUAGCAGGUCUGGAGAGAACGAACCCUCAAUUUGUGGAAGAGAAAACUGUAGGAGGAAGAGGGAUCAAGACAAAUCAACCCAGUCCUCCAGAGACCAACUUCCAUGCUCCCCAGGGCAACCAGGCCUCAACUCGGGCCCCCAAUAAUUCCAUUGUCGAUUUCUUCCAUGGAAGCUCUGAUAGCGAAAGUCGGGCCUCCAAUCGACGUGGCGCCGCCCAGGUUCCUGAUAGUAUCUCGUCUAUAACAAAGGGUCUCAAUCAGGUCCGACUGGAAGAUCGAAAUACCGAUCCACUCAAAGAGCUCGUUCCUCAAGUCUCUGAUUCCAGUGGAUCUCAAACAAUCAGCGUUUACGAUUCUCCAUCUGGACAAGGGAAACCAUCUGCGGUAGGCUCAGACGCUUUGUCUCAAAUUCCAAAGAUCGUGGGACCAUCAGGUCAGGCUACUGCUCCUCGUAGGCCAACACCCACCGAACUGAGACAGAUGCAACCGCAAUUGCCAUGUCACACCUCCGUGUAUCCGAAAAAUAUGCCUUUCUCAAACGGCCCACAGCCGCGUCCACCUUGGGAUAGUGAUCGGUCGAAUCUCUAUUAUCCCUGGUAUUUUUUCAGAGAAACGAAUGUUUCGACCACGGAUAGAAACCCCGCCGUAUCUCCGGACCCGUUAGGAUGUAAAGUCUUGCUUAGUCACAAGCCGCUGAAGAGGGUUUUUACCACUCGACCUUCUCAGCACGCGACUGUUGAGAGCGAUACAGAAGGAUGA